GAGAAGUGCUGAAUGCGCGAUUAUUUGGAGAUUUUGAAUGAACUGUCAAAUUCGAUUCUUCUAACAGUAAAGUGUAAUUAUGAUUCAUUCAAUGUCAUUGUUGCAGUUUGAGUACUUUGUUUUUCAUUAAGAUAGAUGUGAUGUGCUCUGAGCUACGUGAGGCAAUAAUGAAUUGUUUACACCAAUUAAAACGUUCUCAGUGCUUGUGAUUCACUCAAAAGUCGCUCUUUGCAAUACUGAAUGAUUUUAUUUUUUUGUAAAUUCAAAGCAAAAUGCGAAACUGACAUCUAGCGGACGCCAAAAUAACGAAGAAGAUUAAAUACAUUAUAUUACAUGGAAAACCGGGUGUGCAGACUGCAGACUACACAACACGGACCAGUUUUUAAUAAAAUCCUGGUUAUUUCGGUUAUUUUGGAGAUUAUUUUUUCAUCAAGAGUUCAAAACGAGUGAAGUAAUUGUAGAUAAAUAAUAUGUCGAUAAAUUACGUAAUGAAAAGUUGAUGGAAGUUUUUUAUUAGAAAAAUUGCGAAUGUGCUGAGGUUAUGAUGUUGUGAUUUUUUUUCAAUUUUUUUUUAACAGUGAUUGUUUGUUAUAAUGGAAGAAGUCGAUAAUAUUAUUAUACAUUCCUUGCGUCAAAUAGGCUGUGAUGUGAAUGACAGUAUAACAAAUUUAGCUGGAUUCAAUACAGAACUUGUCAUUGAAGCAACUGUAAAAUGUUUAGAAAUUAUAAAACCAGGUCAAGGGUUGAAUCCUAUUUUGCCAACUAAUAUGGCUGCAAGAUUUCGUAUGGGAGCUGCCUUGGCACAAUGUUGCCAAGAACUUGGAUACAAAGGUGACAUUGGUUAUCAGACUUUUUUAUAUAAUGCAGAAGCUGAUUUGCGUAGGGUAUUCAUGUUUCUUAUUGAAAAACUACCUAAAGAAAGUGAUAAGAUUAUAAGUGAACCAGCUACAAAAAGUGCUCAGCUAGAAAAGUUAGUUUCAGCUGCCAUAGCAGCACAAAUUUCAGUGCCAUGGUUACCAUAUUACUGUCACAAAAAGCGAUCUAAAUGUGACAUUAGAAUUAAAAUACCCUUUACUGCAAUUCGCCUUAAUGAUCCUCCUUCAGAUUGCAGUGAUGAAUAUCAACAUUAUGCUGUAAAAUACAAAAAGUCUUUUCUAGAACAAAUACCUCAUGUUAAAUAUUUAGUUCCAUCAGUAAUUGAUUUGAAUAAUAGAAUACAAAAUAAAUCUUCAUUAACCACAGAGGAAAAAAUUGAAUGGCUUAACUCAGGAGAAUAUGAUAAAAAAAUUGAUUUACCUAAAAGUGACUCAUAUUCACUUAGUAGGCUUAUGUCAAACAUUAAUUUGAAAGAAACUAAAGAUAAUGGAGAAUCUAUAGAAAAAGCAGAAGUACAGAAGGAAGAAGUCAAAGAAGAAGAAACAGAAGAACCAGUCAAACAAGAAAAGAGUAUCGAAGAAUUGAAAGCUGAAUAUGAAAGAUUGAAAGUUACUCGUAAAGAACUUCAAGCAGAAGUAAAGAAAUUGUUCUCUGAGUUAGCUGUUGCUAAAUUAGAAGAACAAAAGGAGAUAGAAAAAUUUGAGGAGUUUGAAGAGCAAAGUAGAAUCAAGUUAAAAGCAUUAGAAUUGCUUGAGGGAGGUGAAGAAAAUAUUCAGAAGUUACAAGAAAGUAUAGAAGCACAAAGUAACAAACUCAUCAGCUUGGCUAAUCAGUGGGAAGAGCAUAGAUUACCUCUCAUUGAACGAUAUCGAGAUGAAAGAGAAAAAUAUUCUUCAAAGGCUAGUGCCAGUCAAAAGAAACUUGAUGAACUACGAUUAUUGAAAAAGAAGGAAAAGGAAUUGUUAGAAGAAUGUCGUAGUAAAGAUCAACAAUAUGCUCAACUUGUUGCAGAAGUUCAAAAACUACCUAAAGAAGUAAAUAGGGCAGCCUAUACGCAAAGAAUCUUAGAAAUCAUAAAUAAUGUGAGAAAACAAAAGGAUGAAAUAAACAAAAUACUUGGUGACACGCGAGAAAUACAAAAGGAAAUUAAUACACUCACCGGCAGGGUCGAAAGGUCAUUUGCAGUGGUUGAUGAGUUGAUAUUCCGUGAUGCUUUGACAAAUGAAACAUCUAGAAAAGCGUAUAAACUUCUUGCGACUCUACAUUCCGAUGGCAGUGAAAUUAUCAGCUUAGUAGAAGAAACUGGUGCCAUUGUUCGAGAAAUUCGAGAUUUAGAAGAACAGGUUGAUUCAGAAAACGCAAAGAACAUUGGAGCUAAUUUAGAAAGAAUAACGGCUGAUUUGGCACAAAUGAGGAAGGAAACGGCAGCUUUGAAAGCACAGCUUCAAAGUAAAAAUUCAUCGUGACUGUAUGAGUGGUAUGAUAAAAUCGAAAUAAAAAGAAAUAGUAACCGAAUCAAUGAAAUUGUUAUACUAUUGUUAUAUGUAUGUAUAAGAUAUAUCAAACAAAGCACAGAUAUUGCACAAUCUUGUAAUAGUAAUACUACUAGUUUCUUAUCUUUGACAGUGCAUUUAUAUUUAGCUUUUUUAAAAGAUUUUCCUUGUGUAAAUAAUAUCAUUUUAAUAUAUAUUUGAUACUGUAAAAUAUAAAA
This is a messenger RNA of Phymastichus coffea, 2587 nucleotides long. RefSeq names its product coiled-coil domain-containing protein 22 homolog. Gene Ontology annotation, molecular function: cullin family protein binding. The record is from RefSeq and is a predicted model, not a curated record. Gene Ontology annotation, biological process: positive regulation of ubiquitin-dependent protein catabolic process. Lineage: Eukaryota; Metazoa; Arthropoda; Insecta; Hymenoptera; Eulophidae. Bases 594 to 2342 code for a protein of 582 amino acids. The transcript has 6 exons.